AGCGCUGAGGACAAGUACAAGAUAUGGAUGAGGCACCGCUACAACGACUGCGUGGAUUGCUUGGCGGAGCUGAUGGGACACGAUGCCUUCCAGGUCAAGGAACUGUCGCUCUGCACCCUCAUGAAGUUUGUUGAGUUGGAGGCACAAUAUCCGUUGGUCAAAGUAGAGUGGAAGGGGAGUUUAACUUUCCCUCGUGAACUUCUUAAGGUAGUUGUUGAUGGCUUACUUCCCUUAAAUGAGGACGCUUCUCUCCUGAUCUCUCGCUUUCAAGAAUAUAUGGAGUAUGAUGACAUUCGGUACUUUGUCAUAAAGGCGGUCACCGAGAGUAUUGGACAAGUCAUGCAGAAGACAAAAGAGAGGCCGCUGCCAUUUUACCAGCAGAAUGUAUUUUCCCUCAUUUCGCCCAUUAACAUGCCGAACAAAGAGUGUGACAUGGUCAGAUUUAUGGUGAAGCAAGAUAACUGGGAGGAAUUGAAAGUGUCGAAGCUGCAGGCACACAAGCAGGCGUUUGAAAAAAUGUGGCUCAGUUUUUUGAAGCACAAGCUACCCGCUGGCCUUUACAAAAAAGUUCUUGUCAUUCUGCAUGACUCCAUCCUGCCUUACAUGAAUGAGCCCACUCUCAUGAUAGACUUCUUGACAGUGGCCUAUGGCAUAGGUGGAGCAAUAAGUCUUCUAGCCUUAAAUGGAUUAUUUAUUCUGAUUCAUCAGCAUAAUCUGGAAUAUCCUGACUUUUUCAAAAAGCUGUACAGUCUUUUAGACCCUUCUAUAUAUCACGUGAAGUACCGAGCCCGCUUUUUCCAUUUGGCUGAUCUGUUUUUGUCUUCAUCUCACUUGCCGGCGUACCUGGUGGCAGCAUUUAUAAAGCGCCUCUCCCGGCUGGCCCUCACUGCUCCUCCCGAGGCUCUUCUCAUGGUCAUUCCCUUCAUCUGUAAUCUCUUUCGGAGGCACCCUGCGUGCAAAGUGCUAGUGCACAGACCUAAUGGGCCAGAAGGUAUGUCAGAAGAUCCAUAUAUUAUGGAGGAGGAGGAGCCAUCUGAAAGCCGGGCUUUGGAGAGCUCUCUCUGGGAGAUUCAGUCUCUACAAAACCAUUACCAUCCAGAUGUGGCCAAGGCAGCUGCAAUCCUGAACCAGUCGCUGUCUGAGAUAGAGGAUGACAUAUCAGGACUCCUGGAGCUCUCGGGUUAUGAGCUUUUUGAUAAAGAAGUAAAGAAAAAGGCUGCUGAUGUGCCCCUGGAGUUUGAGCAAGUACGAGGUUUGUUUGGGAAGAAAAAUGAUAUUUUUGCAGAGCACUUCACUUUAGAUUGACGUGAUCUCGUAUAAACACAUCUGCACAACUGACUGGUCUUAGGGACAUGCACAAAGCUCACGUGUUGUGCUCGGCAACUCUGCCUUGGAAGUAUCUCCAUGUGAUGAGAGCUGGACUGCUUGAGAAGGGCGCAGCCUCCUUCAGUGACCUUUGCCGCUACCCAUGGAUGGACUUUCCUUUGUUGCUCCUUGUUUCUCACGCUUGCAUGUUGCCGCCUGAUACUUGAGAGGGAUUUUCCAGCAGAGCAAAUUUUUCCGGACUUGUUUAUUGCUGGAAUUCCAGCCCUUUUCUCCGAAGCUGCUGGUGCUGGCUGUCGUCGGUGACUGCAUCGACAAACCAUCUUGCUGCCGUUCGAUGGGACUGAGGGGAAGUGCGGUCUCUGACUACUGCUUUUAUUUUUCAGAUGUGUUACUUUCAUACUAGAGCUGAUAACUUGUUUGUAGCAAGUGACCUCAAUACAUAGCUGUAAACACCUGAUGAUAUUCUAAUUAUAUUUUUUAUAUACACUUUUGAACUCACGUCUUCAGGGGGAUGUUUAGCUUCUAUGUACUCAUCUUAACACUCUCGCAUUCGAGGCAUUGAAAGCCCAGAUUUGUCAAACACAACUCAUAGGUGACGCUCAGUAAUUCCAUCUGUGAAGUGUUGCUGAUGUUCCUUCAUGUACAUCCAUCUCCUGCUGUAAGGUUGCUUAAUUCAAAAUGCUCGUGAGCUUUGGAAAUGAGCAUAAUAAUCCUGGUGACUGCUGUGGCUAGGGAGGCCAGCUGAUGUGCCGUGGGAGGUAUGUCUAAUCCUUGAUUUUUGCUUCAGAAUGAUAAGCAGCUUAAUGUAGCUUUGCCUGCAGCCUGCAAGCGUUGUGGGAGCUCCGGCCAGUGUGUAUCCAGGUGCUAACUGAGUUUUAACUAGUCCGCUGAUAUUGGGUGGGUUUGUUAAUUUGUUUUUGUCAUAUAGUUCCAAAAGUCAUGCAGAAAUUCCUUCUGGUAGGGUUCCCCCCCCAAGUUUUUAAGUUUGAGAUCAACUCCUUAAGAGCACAGAUACACUCACUCAGGACUUUUUUUUGGUAAUCGUUUUCAACGACUUACUGUCUCAUUAGACUUUAACUCCGCUUGCAUGUUUUGAAGUCAUAUUUUGUGGAGGAGAAAAAUACAGUCAAGAAAGUGGAGGCCAAGAAAUGUAAUUUCUGGCAGACAAGUCUGUUUAAGUCAAGGAAAGCUGCACCUGUCGGAGACACAAAGCGUUAUGUUUUCUUCAUCCAGUUUUCUUCAUGCUUUUCAAACGAUGGGCGUGUCCUCAGAGUAUAGAGCUCUACCUCUUCUCUUU
Messenger RNA from Pygoscelis adeliae (Adelie penguin), 2623 nucleotides. It is a transcript of the gene NOC4L, whose product is annotated as nucleolar complex associated 4 homolog (S. cerevisiae). The transcript has 13 exons. The coding region runs from base 28 to 1305 and encodes 425 amino acids. Gene Ontology annotation, biological process: ribosome biogenesis. Gene Ontology annotation, cellular component: nucleolus; small-subunit processome; Noc4p-Nop14p complex. NCBI's taxonomy places the organism in Eukaryota, Metazoa, Chordata, Aves, Sphenisciformes, Spheniscidae. The record is from RefSeq and is a predicted model, not a curated record.